GGCACGUCGACUGGACUGGUUGGAGCCAUACCACAUACCACUCCUGCCAGGCUGGACUGGUUGGAGAGUUGGACCCUCUUGGAGUCGUUCACCGGAGUCGGAGCAGUCGACGCGUAACGGCAUUGGCAUAACCGAUUCUCGUGUUGUUUGUAUUGCACGCGGUGCUACUCGCUGCUUCUCGUUCGCUCCGAUUAGAGUGCGAGUGUUGAGCCGUUGAGUAAGUUGAGUUUGGUUGAGAUUCGAUCGAAUCGUUCGUUCCUGACUGUGAGAAGCUGACUCCUCGUCGUCAACGGAAUCGCUCCUGCCGUGCCUGGUUAAUCAACGUGCGAAACCGUUAACAAUGGCAUCGCACGUAACGGACUUUUACAACGGUAAGAACGUAUUCAUCACCGGCGGCACCGGUUUCGUCGGCGUCUGCCUGAUAGAGAAGCUCCUACGAUGCUGCCCGGACAUCAAGAACAUUUACCUGCUGAUGCGGCCGAAGAAGGGAAAGCAGAUCGCGGAGAGAUUGGAGGAAUUGACGAAAAACUCAGUCUUUAACAGAUUAAAGGAGGAGAAGCAAACCGAUUUAUUUAAGAAACUAAUCGCAGUUGCUGGGGACGUUGGGGAAGAAAAUUUGGGAUUGUCCUCGCAAGAUCGAACAACCUUGAUAAAUAAAGCGGAAGUAGUUUUCCAUUCAGCCGCUACGUUGGACUUUGAAGCUGAUCUAAGAAGCACGACAAAUAUUAACUUGUUAGGAACUCGCAGGAUUGUUCAGCUCUGCCGAGAGAUCAAGGAUCUCAAGGCGCUAGUUCAUGUCUCUAGUGCGUACGUUAAUUCAGUGUUGCACGACGUCGAUGAGAUAGUGUAUCCUGCGCCAGCGGACGUGAAUUCAUUUCUCAAGCUGAUCGACAGUCUGGAUGACGCUACUUUAAAUUCCAAAACGCCAGAAAUAUUAAACGAUCAUCCAAAUCCUUAUACGUUUACCAAACAUUUGGCCGAGCACGAAGUAGUAAAUGGAGGCCUUCCAUCGACUAUCGUUCGUCCUUCGAUGAUAAUAGGAGCGUGGAAAGAGCCAGUUCCCGGAUGGACAAUAUCGAAGAACGGACCGCAGGGUUUUAUAUUAGGCGCUAGUAAGGGCAUUGUGAGAAGGUUGCCAGUUGCAAAGCAUCUCGUUUACGAUUACAUUCCAGUAGAUAUAGUAGUAAACAGUCUGAUUGUCGCAGGUUACAAUGUCGACCGUGACAGCGACAAAGGAUUAAAAGUGUACCACUGCACAUCUAGCACGUGUAAAGCUUUCAAGUGGGAGCUCGUAGAAAAGGACAUUAACACCUAUUUACACAAGUAUCCGUUACGAAGCGCCGUUUGGUAUCCAUAUCUCAAGUUUCUACCGUCGCUCUUCUUAUUUAGAAUCUCGGCCAUCUUCGUUCAUUUUAUUCCCGCUUACAUUUUGGAUGCAAUCACAAGAUUAUGCGGAGGCCGUCCUAUUCUGGUUCGUUUGCAUACAAACGUUAAUAAAUCGUUGGGGCGCCUUGAGAAAUUUAUCUUUCAAGAAUGGAGAUUUAACAAUCCGCGUUUGCUGCAAUUGCACGAAUCGUUAUCGCCAGAAGAUCAAAAAAUAUUUAUACUCGACAUUAGAUCGUUAGUCUGGAACGACUAUUUUACAGAUUUGAUACAAGGUGUCAGAGCGUAUCUUCAUAACGAAUCUCCGAAAUCAUUACCGAAAGCACGCUCCAAAGAUAAAAUACUUAUGAUUGCUCAUCUGGGCUUGCAAGCUUCUCUGUUAGGUUUGAUCUGGUGGCUCGUUAAAGUUUUAUUCGCUACAACGUGGACAAAAACUGGUUUAGUGGUACCAAUAACAUAUUUGCUUUUCGAUCAAUUAUAAAUGUAAUACUCUAUUUAAAUCUAAUAAUCUAUAAACGUAAUGCUACUUUUCUCAAUUAUUCAUAUACAGAAUUUAUACAUAAAAUUAAUUUUUUAUACACAGAUAUAUAUGCACAUACGUAUGUCAUAUACUCUUUAUAUCUAGAUUUUUUUAUAUCAAC
Messenger RNA from Temnothorax curvispinosus, 2024 nucleotides. RefSeq names its product putative fatty acyl-CoA reductase CG8306. The coding region runs from base 341 to 1864 and encodes 507 amino acids. Gene Ontology annotation, molecular function: alcohol-forming very long-chain fatty acyl-CoA reductase (NADP+) activity. The transcript has 7 exons. The record is from RefSeq and is a predicted model, not a curated record. NCBI's taxonomy places the organism in Eukaryota, Metazoa, Arthropoda, Insecta, Hymenoptera, Formicidae. Gene Ontology annotation, cellular component: peroxisome. Gene Ontology annotation, biological process: long-chain fatty-acyl-CoA metabolic process.